AUGGCUCUAUUGAAACCUCAACCUACUCCUCGCCCUCGAGGUGACUCUGUCAGCUCUGAUUUGUCUUUCCAUUCUGCAAUUUCUUUUCAUUCCGACACCUCUUAUCAGUCUUCUGCCUCUUUCUUAGCUGUUGGGUCUCCCGAAGCCGUUGAGCCUCCCGGAUAUGCUACGUCUCCAGACAACGCUGGUCCUGCAUCUCAUGGUCGACGUGAUUCUACUACCUCACUCAGCUCUACCGACUCUGGCAUUUCCAUGAGCUCUGGAACUCUUUUCCAUUCGGACGAUAGUGCUGGCCCCUCCAACCCUAAUCCCAGUUCUUCCAUUCCCUCUGGCGGUUCUACGAGCUCUGUACUCCCACAUCAUACCGAAUCUACUAACUCUAACCCAUCCGCUGACUCUGCCAGCCCCAGUGUUUCUACUACCUCCCGCACUACCGAUGAUGAAUCAGGAAUACGGCAGAGCCGAAAUGAGGGAGCUCACUCAUAG
Messenger RNA from Trichoderma breve, 486 nucleotides. RefSeq lists its product as uncharacterized. The transcript has a single exon. Bases 1 to 486 code for a protein of 161 amino acids. NCBI's taxonomy places the organism in Eukaryota, Fungi, Ascomycota, Sordariomycetes, Hypocreales, Hypocreaceae. The record is from RefSeq and is a predicted model, not a curated record.